Mauremys mutica (yellowpond turtle) is the source of this 905-nucleotide messenger RNA. RefSeq names its product ribonuclease P/MRP subunit p30 (gene RPP30). Lineage: Eukaryota; Metazoa; Chordata; Testudines; Geoemydidae. Gene Ontology annotation, biological process: tRNA processing; translation. Gene Ontology annotation, molecular function: structural constituent of ribosome; RNA binding. Gene Ontology annotation, cellular component: nucleolar ribonuclease P complex; ribosome. The transcript has 11 exons. The record is from RefSeq and is a predicted model, not a curated record. The coding region runs from base 45 to 851 and encodes 268 amino acids.
CAGCGCUGCAGCCCCCUAGGCGGCUGGUGCCACGUGGUUGCAGCAUGGCUGCUGUGUUUGCGGAUCUGAACGUCCCGGGCGCGCCGGAGAGGAAGUCGCUGCAGAGUUUGCUGGAGGCCGCCGCGCACCUGGGAUAUUCAACUGUUGCUAUUAACCAUGUCAUUGAUUUCAAAGAAAAGAAACAGGAGAUUGUCAAACCAAUAUCUCCUUCAGAUCUAUUUCCAUCUUUGCCUAUUGUACAGGGAAAAUCCAAACCAAUUAAAAUUGUAACCAGACUAACGCUUGUAGUUUCUGAUCCUUCUCACUGCAAUGUAUUGAGAUCAACAUCUACAAAUAUAAGAUUGUAUGACAUCAUAGCAGUGUUUCCAAAGACAGAGAAACUGUUUCACGUCGCUUGCACAAAUCUAGAUGUGGAUCUGAUAUGCAUAAACGUAACAGAAAAGCUGCCAUUCUACUUCCGAAGACCCCCUGUUAACAUGGCAAUAGAUCGCGGUGUUUACUUUGAACUUCUUUACACCCCUGCCAUCAAAGACUCCACAAUGAGAAGAUACACAAUUUCAAAUGCUCUGAGUCUGAUGCAGAUCUGCAAAGGAAAGAACAUAAUUAUAUCUAGUGCAGCUGAAAGGCCAUUAGAACUUCGAGGUCCUUACGAUGUGGCUAAUCUAGGUUUGUUGUUUGGCCUGUCUGAAAGUGACGCCAAGGCAGCUAUUUCUACCAACUGCAGAGCAGUCCUUCUUCAUGGAGAAACCAGAAAGACUGCUUUUGGGGUGGUGUACACCAAGAAAACCCCCCGAGCUUCGGAGGAGGAAGGUGUUCUCCCAGUCCGCAAGAAAGCCAAGACUGAAGUAUGAGGAUCAAACCCAACUUCUCAGCUUCCAUAAAGUCCUUUCCUCCCAUGCUACCCA